GGAGCCAGAAACUCUCCAUCUAGUCCAAAGAAGAGUAAAGGGAAGAAGAAAAUCAAGUAUGGAAGAAGGUCUAACUCAAAAUUGAAGGAUGGUCCACUCUUUGAUUUAGCCAACGGAUAUGGUCAUAAAGGUGCUUCCUUUAGCAAAUCCAUCAAAAAAAGUGUGAUUUUCAGAGUUGCAGCUGCAGCCCUUUCCCUCUCUGCAUCAAUUGUAUGUGGGGCUGGUGGAGGUAGAAGUAUUCUCAAUGAAACUCAAGCAACAAUGGAAAUGGGGAAAUUAUUGGGUAUUAAUUAUAAAGGAAAUGAAAAGGAGGUGGCAAGGAGAAUUGUUGAGAUGGAACUGCAAGAUAAGGAUAAGGCAAUAAGAAAGGUUGUUGAUGCUGUGUAAAUGGCACACAGUUGGGGUCUCUCGAGUGUAUUAUUAUUGGUUAUUAUGAAGAUACUAUCUUGGAAUAUUAGAGGUUUGGGAAGGCAAGAGAAAAGAAGGAUGAUCAAAAAGAUAAUCAGAGAGAGGAAAAUUGAUAUUGCUUUAUUUCAGGAGACUAAGAAGGCAAUUGAAUCUAAUGAUAUGGUUCGUUCAUUAUGGACUAGAGAUAAAAUGGAAUACAUGGUAGUUAAUUCAGAUGGGCUUGCAGGGGGUCUCUUGUGCAUAUGGGACCCUGGGGUUUUUCAAGUUGUUGAUUGUUGUAGCAGUAGAAGCUUUAUCCUGCUAUCAGAUACUCUGAGGUUGUCUAUAGUCGCAAAUUGCUUUGCUGUUGUUGGAAGCUCUUUGGUUGGGAGCUGGUGAUGAAUUAGAAAUGAUUGGGCUCAAGUCUGGUGGCAUGUAACAGAUGUUAGGUGUAGAGGGUUAAUAUGGGCUGUUAAUGGUUCAUCAGUCAGAUGAUGUGCUCAGCAAAGCUUCUGGUUGUUAUGUUUAGCUGAUUGGCUUAAAGAUUGGAUGCUGCUAUAUUCUGUGUUGUUGGUGUUGUGUGAUGCUAUUGAUGUAUAAGGUAGAGAUGCUGUUAUGAGCUGUUGAUAUAAGGCUACUCCUGGUCGUGCUGUUAUUGGUGCUUUUGUUCUGUUUUUUGUUCUUUCUUUUGUUGGUUGCUUUUGAUUGGUUUCUCACCAAUCUUUUGUCAAGUUCUUGCAAAUGAUUUUGUUUCCUUUGCGAUGCCAACCUAGUUGGGAUUAUUGAGGUUAGCUUUGAUGCUCAGUGCACUUUUCUACUUUGUUGAUGUAUUUUUGCAUGAACUGUGCUCUUUUCAUCAAUAAAGCUU
Molecule: messenger RNA, 1255 nt
Organism: Camellia sinensis
Lineage: Eukaryota; Viridiplantae; Streptophyta; Magnoliopsida; Ericales; Theaceae
Source: RefSeq, a predicted model, not a curated record